Molecule: messenger RNA, 1494 nt
Organism: Schistosoma curassoni
Lineage: Eukaryota; Metazoa; Platyhelminthes; Trematoda; Strigeidida; Schistosomatidae
Source: the annotation of a GenBank genome assembly
AUGGCUCAAUGUGUACCUCCUACAAACAGUGUACAAGAAUGUGAAUUGAGGACAUCAGAAAUACCGACUCAACAAUUCAUCGCCACCAAACUUAGCGUAGAUGAAAUAUUGAAUAGGUAUGUUGGAGAAUAUGGAGUUUGGCAAUGGAGUAUUGUGUUGCUAAUAGUUUUAAGUUCUCCUCUAAUGGUGACGUUACCUGUAUUUGUUAAUGCAGUACCUGACCAUCGUUGUCGGAUGGAAGAUCCUAUCGAAGAAAUAUUCAGAGAAUACAAUUUAAGUUUUGAGGAAGCCGCUGCAUUUGUGGGUCCAUGGGAAGGUGAAAUUCCUGUAACAAUGAUGGGUUGUCUGAGAUUUGCAUUGGACUGGAGCAAUACAACCCUCAUCGAAAACCUACUUUUGAAUAAGUCGGUUGUUUCAUUUAUCGAUCGUGAAUCGUUGAAAACUAAAGCGUGUGUCAACGGUUAUGUAUAUAGAAGUAAAGAGUUCCAAUAUCCCAGUACUGUGGUAGCGGAAUUUAACUUGGUUUGUGAUAAGAGUAUGCUUUCGCCUCUUGGAACCUCUCUUUUUAUGGUUGGAAUGUUGUUUGGAUUCAUUUUCGGUGGUUAUUUUGGUGACAAAUUCGGCAGACGAAACGGUGCAAUUGUAUUCUCUAUCAUUGAAUUACUUGCAGCGGUUGGUGUUUCCUUAGCCCCUAAUCAUCAUAUCUAUCACCUGAUGAGAACAAUUGUUGGGUUUUCUAGUACAGGAAAAGCCGUCCCCCUACGCCUAUUACCAAUUGAGCUAACUAAUGCCAAAUAUCGAUCAUAUUUCACAUCGUUCAUUGUUUUGGGAAUUGUAUUUGGACAUCGUGCUAUAAUGACUGGAAUAGCUUAUUUGGUACGAGAAUGGCUAACUCUUAUCAAUGCAUUAACUGGCAUUCCAGGACCAAUUGCUGCAAGUGUAGUUUAUAGAUGUUAUAAGUAUAGACGAUUUCCAUUAAUGUGCACAUAUAUAAUUUCUGCUAUAUUAUUAUGUAUUGGUGGUGUUUAUACAGUAUUAUGGGAACCACUGACUGAUAAUGUAUUGAAUAUAUUCUGUAAUGGUGCUCUUAUUAUGUAUUCUGCUUCAACGAUUAUGCUAUCGAUUUAUUGUGCUGAAUUAUUUCCAUCAUAUAUGCGUUCAAGCGCUGUAGGCAUAUCAAAUGGUCUAGGUAGAAUCGGUGGGAUCAUUUCAACACUUGUAAAUUAUACUGAUUUUACUUUUAAACAUGGUACGCCUGUACUGAUUUAUUCCGGUUCCUCAAUGCUUCAAGCUUUCCUACUAUACUGUUUACGUGAUACAAGCGGUGAAGAUCUUUCUGAUGUUGACAAAUGCAUAGAAUCUGCAACUGAUGAUCAUGUUCAUCAAAAUGGAUCUAAUAAAAGUAUUGAUGCAGGAAGAGAAGAGUUUGUAAUCAAUUUGAAAACAUUAGAAGACCGAAUAAAAUCGUCACCAACAACUGUAACUAAUCUCUAG